UAAGUUUUCUUCCUUUCAAAGAUUUUCCUUGUAUCAUCCUGCUUUUGAGUUGUUAAUCAGCUCUUAGAAAUCAACUUUCGAAAACAAAAAUGCGUUGUGGAGCUUUUUCGCUGUUGUUCCUGGUCGUCUGCCUGUGUGCAGUCAUGUUUCAGUUGGGUAACGCGAGACCUUCCGAGGAAUUCCGACCUCGUGAACGUCAGGUGAUUGCAGAACUGGCCUCAAGGAUCCUCGCAAUUACCAUGAAUUCCGGCAAUAAUUCGCCUUACGAUCAAAUCCCGAUGACAGCGUCCAAACGCAAUGCUGAACUCAUCAACUCGCUGCUCGGGAUUCCGAAAGCCAUGAGCGAAGCCGGAAAAUAAUGAACAUUUCCGCGAAAUCCGAGGACUUGCGAAAAAAGAACAUAACCAAAGAAUUUAAAAAAUCCAAAGAAUAUGGGUAUAAGAAGCUGACUCAAAUCGAAAACCAGAAGCUUUCCUUCAGACAUUUGUUUUCCUAAAAAUGCUGAAAGGUUCCCUACCCCAAUCUCAUCCUGCAAAAAUGUCUGGAUGAUUCUCUUUUUUUGUGUAUAAAAACGGAAAUAGUUGAUGCUGAUAGUGUUUUUCCUCCGUCAUCCUAUUGUUGAGAACCGGUGCCAUUUUUCUUGUUUUCAAAUUGACUCGUUUUCGUCGGUGACAGCGAAUAAAGAAAUGUGAAAAAAAUUACGGAACCGAAAAAA
Molecule: messenger RNA, 715 nt
Organism: Notodromas monacha
Lineage: Eukaryota; Metazoa; Arthropoda; Ostracoda; Podocopida; Cyprididae
Source: the annotation of a GenBank genome assembly